Molecule: messenger RNA, 678 nt
Organism: Acaulospora colombiana
Lineage: Eukaryota; Fungi; Glomeromycota; Glomeromycetes; Diversisporales; Acaulosporaceae
Source: the annotation of a GenBank genome assembly
UGUCAACGCGGUGAUCCUAAUUAUCAACAUGACUCCAACAAGGCUGAUGGAAUCCUGCACAUGUUUAAGGCAACGAACCAGAGUCAGCAACAUGUUACCAAUAUUCAACACCAAGAUCUCUGUAGUUUGUACCCAUCCCGAGAUGGUGAGGUUAAUCUGGAGGAUGAAUCAAGAUCAAAGAGACGGGUACUCGCAAAGACUGAUGAUGAUAGUUACAAGAGUGAUGAACAUGAUGAGAGUGGUGAUAGUAACGAGGAGAGUGAUGAGGAGAGUGAAGGUGAAUUAGCACUAAACACAGAAAUAAUAGGGUUUGAUGACUUUAUCGAACAAGCGGGCAAACCUAAUAUUUCAUUGUUGUUUAAAUCAUAUCGAUCUGAAUGGCGCAAGAGUCUGGUUUGUCUGUUACAGAAAAUUAUCGUGAAAUCUUAUGAUUACUCCAACAUGCAAAUAAAAAAGUUUUCCAGAAAUACAUUUGAGGAUCUAAGAAAGGAUACCAGGUCAAAGAUUCUUGGGAAAGAAAAAUUAUCUAAAGAUAUUAAGUCGAUCCUUCAAGAAUACGUUGAGAUUGCUCUUGACGACGAAGAUGGUGGAUUAAGUAGGCUUCGGAAAUCGAUAAUAGAGUCUUAUUCAAAAACAUUCAAUACACCAGAAGAGCUUGAACUUUUUCAGAAGAUGUAA